Raphanus sativus (radish) is the source of this 2035-nucleotide messenger RNA. RefSeq lists its product as uncharacterized. The coding region runs from base 359 to 1150 and encodes 263 amino acids. Gene Ontology annotation, cellular component: DNA replication factor A complex; nucleus. The record is from RefSeq and is a predicted model, not a curated record. The transcript is spliced from 12 exons. Gene Ontology annotation, biological process: DNA replication; nucleotide-excision repair; meiotic cell cycle. Lineage: Eukaryota; Viridiplantae; Streptophyta; Magnoliopsida; Brassicales; Brassicaceae. Gene Ontology annotation, molecular function: single-stranded telomeric DNA binding; damaged DNA binding.
UAUUAUAAAGAAAAGGGGACUCUCUCCUCCCUGUUCCACGUCGAUAAAUAAUGCAAGGAGCACAAGCCACGUGUCCUAAACCUUAAACGCACCGUCUCAUUAAGUUUAUAUUCGUGUGGGCUAUUGUUUGUUGGGCCAUAUUGUAUUUUUUGAUGGACUCGCGAGUAUUAUGUCUUUGUUAAACGCAGCUUAUUUGAUUAGGGUUGAAGUGAGGUUGUUUUUGCAAAACCAGAGAUGAGAGCGUCUUCUCUUCCGCCGCUGAUCUUUCAUCUUCUUCGUCGAGUAGCCUGUGACCAAACCCUCGACUUUACGAUUUCAAUUAAUAGAGCACCCACGAUGAAGAUUCAAUGCCAUCAUAAUGUUCUCGAAGGCGGUGGAGUUCGACUAUAAAGAGCCUGGCCGCUCCUCUUCCACCGUUGAAGUUCGCUUGCUUCGCUUCUGGGAGGCCAGCAACGUCCGCCGUGGUGGUGAGCUCAUGGGCAUCGACAUGCUCCUACUCGAUUCUCAGUCGACCAUGAUGCCGGCAACUGUGAACGUGAACCAUCUUGCGACGCACCAGACUAACCUGGAAGCGGGGUUCAGCGACUCUUCCACUUCCUUCAAGAAGGUCACUGAACCGGCUGUUCAAAUCCCUCUUCAAUCAUUCCGAUUCCGUAACCACCGUGAGAUGCUUGGUCUUGCGAACUCUAACAAUCAGCUACCGGACCUUAUUGGUGAGAUAACUGCUGUCAAGAGUACUGUUACCGACCUUCCACAUGACAAGAAUCGUGUUAUGGCGACAAUCAAGAUGGAGAAUGGCACUUAUGUGAUCAUGAGCCUCUUUGACGAUCACGCUGUUAAAAUUCAUGAUCGGCUCGAGAAGAUGAGAAGUGAUCCAAAGGUUGUCGUUGCAACCAGUGUGAAUCCGAAGAUGGUGGGAGGCCGUCUGUUUUUGAAUGCCACAUCUGGCACACACAUAUACUUCGACAAGGAAACAAAUGCAGGGGAAAGCCUUUUCCUCAGGUUGGUUACACGAGACACUGGGCUCGCGCCAGUAGCUCCACUUCUAAAGAGCUAUGCUAAAGUGGAGAAGAUGAGCGUAUCUGAGCUCAAUGAUUUUGUCGUUACCGCUCCGUCACAGUACAUUGAAUUAUCUGUAUCGGAAAAGUGAGUGGAAUCAAUUUGGACAAGGGAUGGUGCUAUGUUUCCUGUUCAAAAUGUUCCAGGAAACUUCAGCGGUCUGUCUCAACUUUAACGUGUUGGUGUUGUCCUCCGAUACCGUGUGGAGUUGUCAAUUGUAGACAAAACUGGUGAAGGUUUGUUUGUUGGAUUUGAUGGAGUAAUGGCGAAGCUCCAUAACAUGAGGGCCUAUGAAGCUGCCAAUAUCUUGGCUGGGGAUGGUGCCAAUCCAGAGGAAGCUGAUGCCCCUCCGUUUGUUAGAGACAAGGAGGGAAAGACUUACACGUUCCAAGUCAGGGUGGGUCCAUACAGUUUCACAGCGAAUCAUCAGAGCUUCACCAUCUCGCGCAUCCUCAGUGAGGAUGACAGUGUGCCAAACCCUGAGUUCGUUGAUAAUGGAAGGACGAUAACAAUGGAGAUGGAGAUGGAGAUGGAGAUGGAGAUGGAGAUGGAGAUGGAGAUGGAGAUGGAGAUGGAGAUGGAUAUGGAGAUGGCGAUGGCAAUGGAGAUGGCAAUGGCAAUGCCGGCUUGGUGCUUGGUAAGAGGGAAGUUGGUGGUGGUAGCAAGCCUGGAGGAACAUCUCCAAUGGUGAAGAAGGCACGCAAGGCAUGAGUGAAUGGAGACGCAGUUUCCCUGUUGUAAUAAUAAUUAAGUAUGCAUUUGGUAUUUCUCUAUUUGGUAUUGUGCUUUUAGCUUCAUUAACAAUCAAGUUUUUUUUUUUGAUGAAGCAUUAGUUUGGUAUUUCUAUAUUUUGUUAAUCUUAAUUUGUUUAAAUAUGUUGCUUGACUGUGGAUGCUCGGUAGAGACUGAAAGUCCUCACAUACUGAUUUUUAGACUUUAACUACUGUGAUGAAAUGUUUAAAACGUUUUGACCUUA